Molecule: messenger RNA, 898 nt
Organism: Entrophospora candida
Lineage: Eukaryota; Fungi; Glomeromycota; Glomeromycetes; Entrophosporales; Entrophosporaceae
Source: the annotation of a GenBank genome assembly
AUUUUUGUAUUUACCUAGAAAAAGUAGUGAUUCUGAUGAUUAUUCGUUUAUUGAUGAUGAAGAAUCAGAAAACGACAUUGCAGUACCUUCGAAUGGUGCAUUAAUGACUUUCAGCAUUUUUAUAAUUGCCCUUCAUGUUCCCGAACAAUCUGGAGUAAUUCAUUUUAUACAAGAACAUCAUCAGAAUAUUACAAGCAUUGUUGGAGAUUGUAGGAACAUAAUUUAUAAAAUAGAAAUUUUCAAACUUGCUGAAAACAAUAAUCAAAUUCAAUGGGAACAAAUAAGUCCUACUCAAAUAGGACAAGUUGGCAACUAUGGCAUUAAUGAGCUUUGUGAAUUUUCAAAGCUGUUUCCAACUAAUAAUAUUGCGAUUAAAGUUGACAUUAUUAUAAAAUUGAAAUUAUAUUGUGAAGAUGAUAUACCACCACCAUCAAUGUUAGCUAACAAUAAUAUUGUUGAUAAAUAUCAACUCACAAUAGAAGAAUGUUUUUUUAAUAAAAAAAUAUAUAGCGAUAUUACCUUUGUAUUUAAAGAUGGAAACAAGAUGCAUGCAUUAAAAUCAAUCUUAUCAGCAAGGUCAACAUAUUUUAACAAAAUGUUUAAUGGCAAUUGGAAAGAAAAAAAUGCAGAAGUCAUUCCAAUAGAGGGUGUAUCUUGUGAAUGUUUCACAAUAUUAAUAUAUUUCAUCUAUACCAAUAAAUUAGAUGAAAAUAUAGAAUUAGAAAUUCUAAUAGAAUUGUAUGUGGAAGCCAAUAUUAGAGAAAUAACUAAUUUGAGCAAAUUGAUUACGAAAAGGAUAAUAAAUCAAAUUGGAAACAACAACUGGGGAAGAGUAUUGUUACUUGGAUCUGCUACAAAUAAUAUUCCAUUAAAAAAUACAGCGAUAAAACAUGCUUGA